AUGGAUCUCAAUGCUCCCCAUGGAACUACGAUCGUCGGCGUUACCUACGACGGCGGCGUCGUCCUUGGUGCGGAUUCCAGGGUGACUUUAGAAAUGGGUGUCACAAUUGAUUCGAUGACGAACAAGAUCAUCCAGCUAACGGAUAAAAUUUAUAUUUGUCGUUCAGGACCGGCUGCUGCUUCUGAGGUUCUCUCAGAUUAUGUUAGAAACAUGCUUGAUCAACAAGAAAUUCAAUUUGGGCAACCUGCAAAGGUCAAGGAUGCGGCUAAUUUAGUUAGAUUAUUUUCUUAUAAAAAUAAGAACAUGAGACAAAUGGGUGUGAUUGUUGGUGGAUGGGAUAAGUACGAAGGAGGCCAAAUAUUUGCAGUACCACCGGGAGGGGCCAUUUUGAAACUGCCUUUUGCAAUUGAGGGAUCCGGCUCACGCCACAUUAGAGAUUUUGUUGACAUGACAUGGAGAGAAGGGAUGGGGAAAGUUGAAGCUGAGCUAUUUGUAAUUAAAGUUGUAUCACGUGCUAUCGCCAAAGAUGAAGCGAGUGGAGGACUUGUUCGCACAGUUACCGUGAAAUAA
This is a messenger RNA of Zingiber officinale, 570 nucleotides long. RefSeq names its product proteasome subunit beta type-6-like. Gene Ontology annotation, cellular component: proteasome core complex. The transcript is spliced from 7 exons. The record is from RefSeq and is a predicted model, not a curated record. Gene Ontology annotation, molecular function: threonine-type endopeptidase activity. Lineage: Eukaryota; Viridiplantae; Streptophyta; Magnoliopsida; Zingiberales; Zingiberaceae. The coding region runs from base 1 to 570 and encodes 189 amino acids.